AUGGCCCAACCUAGAGUUAGUAAUCACAUCAAUACUACAGCGAAUAUUCCAGGAGCGGUAAUGAAUGCCGUUCUGCUUUCUGGAUCAUUGAAUAUUGUUCACGGCAAUGCUCAGAGUCUUUGUGCACGCAGAUUCAAUAAGUUUGAGGAAGUUAAGCUUGCACUGCAAAGUUCCAAAAUUGGGAUUGCCUGCUUCAUGGAAACUUGGCUGACUGAAAGGAAAAGUGACAACUGUGUAUCUGUUCCGGGAUAUUCUAUGAUUCGCAACGAUCGCAGUUACAGACGUGGAGGGGGUAUAAUCGUGUACUUUCGCUCUUAUUUACACUGCACCAAAUUGUUUGCUACUGAACUCACAUGUGAUGCGGAAGAUAAAACGGAAUGUUUGGCGCUUGAUGUUAAAGUGAACAACGGAAAGAUAUUACUGUUAGUGAUUUACAACCCGCCUGAGAAUGAUUACUCUCGAUUCAUCGCUGAUAAGUUGUGUAUGUUUUCAGACUCUUACGAGAAUGUUGUUUUAAUUGGUGAUCUUAAUACUGAUCUGUUGCGGUCGAGCAGAUGGCAGGAAAAUCUAACAUCGGUAUUUCAAUCAUUUUCUAUGACAAGUACAGGCGAAGAACCUAUUUUUUUCCACGACUCUGGCUGCUCGCAGCUGGACUUGCUUGUCACGAACGACUGCUCAAAAAUUCUUCGUUUCAGCCAGGUUGGCUUCUCCGGGCUUUCACAGCACGAUUUGAUAUUUGCUUCCUUGGAUUCCGUGGUUACCAGAGAAGAGCAGAAAAUCACUUUCAGAGACUAUGUGAACUUUGACGCGCAAGCCGUGGCCAAUGCAGUUCUGUCGGUUCCAUGGAAUGAAUUUUACGUUUUGACAGAAGUUAACCAGCUAGCAAGUUUUUUCACUCACCAGAUGAAAACGAUUCACGACGAGUAUAUACCGCUUCGAGAAGCAAAGGCCAACAAAAGAUCUAAUCCUUGGUUCAAUGCUGAUGUUCGACGUUCUAUCUUGGAACGGGAGCUAGCAUAUAAAGAAUGGCAACAAUCUCCUUCUUACUUGAAACAUACAAAACACCAGCACUUCAAAACACUGAGAAAUCGUACCAAUUUAUUAAUCCGGCGAGCAAAAGAAGCUUACUUCGAGCGAUUUUUGGGCGAUUAUGGGAAUAUUGGAAACUUGUGGAAACGGGUGAAAAGCCUAGGUGUCUGUCGCAAAGUGUCAUCAGCCGAGUGCAAUUUUGAUCCUGACGAAGUGAAUAAUACUUUUUUGUCUAACUGUACACCUGUACAGCACCUGUACCAGCAAGCAACAGUUGGAGCAUCCCCGGCGGAAGCAUUUCGGUUCAAACAUAUUGAAACAUGGGAAGUAAUUAAUGCUGUCUGGGACAGUACGUCAAAUGCUGUUGGGUCUGAUGGUAUUCCAAUAAAAUUCAUCAAGAUUCUUCUUCCGCUGGUCGUCGAGCAGAUCUGUUUCCUGUUUAACAGAGUUAUUGAAACUGCAACCUACCCCGAUGUCUGGAAGCAAAUAACCGUGCUGCCGCUUCGGAAGAAAUCGCACCUGAAUUCGCUAACUAAUCUUCGACCAAUUUCUAUCCUGUGCGCUCUUUCUAAAGUUUUCGAGAAACUUAUUGGACAACAAAUUUCUUCUUUUUUGUUCAACAAUUUUCUGCCGAGGCUGUAA
Sabethes cyaneus is the source of this 1671-nucleotide messenger RNA. RefSeq lists its product as uncharacterized. The coding region runs from base 1 to 1671 and encodes 556 amino acids. Lineage: Eukaryota; Metazoa; Arthropoda; Insecta; Diptera; Culicidae. The record is from RefSeq and is a predicted model, not a curated record. The transcript has a single exon.